Molecule: messenger RNA, 1544 nt
Organism: Drosophila eugracilis
Lineage: Eukaryota; Metazoa; Arthropoda; Insecta; Diptera; Drosophilidae
Gene: Zmynd10
Product: zinc finger MYND domain-containing protein 10 homolog
Exons: 4
Coding region: 59-1414 (451 amino acids)
Biological process (GO): inner dynein arm assembly; outer dynein arm assembly; motile cilium assembly
Cellular component (GO): cytoplasm; centriolar satellite
Source: RefSeq, a predicted model, not a curated record
ACAAACAAGUUUAAAAAACUUGCUAGAGAAAUAAAAAAUAAAACUUUUUAUUACAAAAAUGGUGAACUUUGUAUAUCCGGAGGAAAUGUAUCUCUUUGUGGAGAGUAUUCGUCCAUUUGAGGUGCGCGAGGUGGGCAGCAGUAAAUGGCUAGAGGUGCACGAGAUGAUCAUCAAAUUGAGCCAGCAGGCGUCCUUGGAGCUGGCUCAGCAUCGUGAGGAGGAAGUAAAGGAGUUCCUCAUUUCGCGAGACAAGCUGCGCCUGUUGAUACACGAAGCCUAUUGCAUAACCCUCUGGAAGACCCGUGUUCUUCCGCAUCUCUUGGAGAUCGAUCCAAAUCCACAGGCCACAUUUCUCAUCUACACGGUGCUUUAUCAUGAGGCUGCUUUGGUAUCUCUCCUUGAUGUCUGCCUCUAUCAUCCCAGUGGUUGUGAGACGCUGCAGGAAUCGGUGAUGGAUUUGAUUGAUUAUUGCGCCCAAGCGAUUUCCCAGGUUAUUGGCUUGGUCAGCAUGGGUUAUCAUGAGAAUGAGUCUAAGCUGGAUGUGGAUGAAGCGGUGCUCACAGAACUAGAGCGCCAGAAACGUGACUUUAUCUAUAAGAUUGGGCUGCGCUGCAUCUCUAUAUUAAAUUAUCUGGCCGAUAAUGUGGGAUUAUUUCACCUCAGCGCCGCCCGACGUUUACUUGUUACUCAUGACAUCCCUUGGCUCAUGGUGGAUGUGCUCUGUUUCCGCCCAUGGCAAAGGAAGACUAGCAAGGGGAUGCAGAAGUUCAUCGAAGAGAAGUGGACCAAUGUGGAUGAUGUCGUCAAGAUUGUCAAACCAGAGGCUCAAGCCUGGUUUUGUGUGCGUCAGCUUCUUCUAAAUGCCCAAAUCAUGGAAAACUAUACGCUUAAUGAAGCCCGCUGCAAGCAGUUAAGCAAGCUUUUGGGCCUAAUGCAUGAGACUUUGCUUGACCAAUUGCCACCGCUAAUAGAACUUAAGAUGUUCCUUAGCCGCCUGACUCUCAGCGGUAAUACAGCCAAGUCCCAUUCUCUUUUGCUUGAGGACAUUCCCCAGAUCCAAGAGGAGCUACUGAAGGAUGUAGAAGAAAACGGGGGCUUUUAUCAGAUAGCCCAGGAGCAAGACUCAGUGUUCCUUAACAAAAACAAGGAUGAAAUUUCCGCUUUGGCCUCUCGCCUGAGCAAAGCUUACGGUACGGAUUUACUCUGCGAACUGGAGCAGAAUAUGGAGGACCUUAAAGUGGAAGAAGCAAAGGAUACCGGAGCAGGUGGCGAUGCAGAAGUUCAGCACAGCUGUGCCACUUGCCAGGCAAAGGCCAAAAAGAAGUGCGCCAGUUGCAAGCAAGUUCAUUAUUGCUCUCGUGAUUGCCAGCUCAAGGAUUGGCCGCAGCACAAGCAAACCUGUCUUAAGAACUAAUUUUUACCCAGUUUAAAUUAUAAAAAUCAAAUUAUUAGAAUAGAACAUUCCAAAAAUGUAAAAAGGUCAACUUUCUUUUAUUUUCAUCUGGAUUCAGGUGCAUUACGUUUAUUUUCAAUUAGCGAAUAGC